GGGGGUCACUGGGGUGCCUGGAUGCCCUCGUCCAUCUCAGCCUUCGAGGGCACAUGCGUCUCCAUCCCCUGCCGCUUCGACUUCCCCGACGAGCUGCGGCCUGCUGUGGUGCAUGGUGUCUGGUACUUCAACAGCCCCUACCCCAAGAACUACCCCCCGGUGGUCUUCAAGUCCCGCACCCAAGUCGUGCACGAGAGCUUCCAGGGUCGCAGCCGCCUCCUAGGGGACCUAGGCCUCCGCAACUGCACUCUCCUGCUUAGCACCCUGAGCCCUGAGCUGGGCGGCAAGUACUACUUCCGGGGGGACCUGGGUGGCUACAACCAGUACACCUUCUCAGAGCACAGCGUGCUGGACAUCAUCAACACCCCCAACAUCGUGGUGCCCCCGGAGGUGGUGGCAGGCACAGAAGUGGAGGUCAGCUGCAUGGUGCCGGACAACUGUCCUGAGCUGCGGCCAGAGCUGAGCUGGCUGGGCCACGAGAACCUAGGGGAGCCAGCCGUGUUGGGGCGGCUGCGUGAGGACGAGGGCACCUGGGUGCAGGUGUCGCUGCUCCACUUCGUGCCCACCAGGGAGGUCAACGGCCACCGGCUGGGCUGCCAGGCCACCUUCCCCAACACCACCCUGCAGUUCGAAGGCUACGCCAGCCUGGACGUCAAGUACCCUCCGGUGAUUGUGGAGAUGAACUCCUCGGUGGAGGCCAUCGAGGGCUCCCACGUGAGCCUGGUCUGCGGGGCCGACAGCAACCCGCUGCCGCUGCUGACCUGGAUGCGGGACGGCAUGGUGCUGCGGGAGGCAGUGGCUGAGAGCCUGUACCUGGAGCUGGAAGAAGUGACGCCCGCCGACGACGGCGUUUACGCCUGCCUGGCAGAGAACACCUACGGCCAGGACAACCGUACCGUGCAGCUCGGCGUCAUGUAUGCACCCUGGAAGCCGACAGUGAACGGGACGAUGGUGGCCGUGGAGGGGGAGACGGUGUCCAUCCUGUGCUCCACGCAGAGCAACCCAGACCCCAUCCUCACCAUCUUCAAGGAGAAGCAGAUCCUGACCACCGUCAUCUACGAGAGCGAGCUGCAGCUGGAGCUGCCGGCCGUCACACCUGAGGAUGACGGGGAGUACUGGUGUGUGGCCGAGAACCAGUUUGGCCAACGAGCGACUGCCUUCAACCUGUCUGUGGAGUUCGCGCCUGUGAUCCUCCUGGAGUCUCAUUGCGCCGCGGCCCGGGACACCGUGCAGUGCCUGUGCGUGGUGAAAUCCAACCCGGAGCCAUCCGUGGCCUUCGAGCUGCCCUCGCGCAACGUGACGGUGAACGAGACGGAGCGGGAGUUCGUGUACUCAGAGCGCAGCGGCCUCCUGCUCACCAGUGUCCUCACGCUGCGGGGCCAGGCCCAGGCCCCGCCCCGGGUCAUCUGUACUUCCCGAAACCUGUAUGGCACCAAGAGCCUGGAGCUACCGUUCCAGGGAGCCCAUCGACUGAUGUGGGCCAAGAUCGGGCCUGUGGGAGCCGUGGUCGCCUUCGCCAUCCUAAUCGCCAUCGUCUGCUACAUUACCCAGACCCGCAGAAAAAAGAACGUGACACAGAGUCCCAGCUUCUCUGCGGGGGACAACCCACCCGUCCUGUUCAGCAGUGACUUCCGCAUCUCUGGGGCACCUGACAAAUAUGAGAGCGAGAGGCGCCUGGGAACUGAGAGGAGGCUGCUGGGCCUGCGCGGGGAGCCCGCGGAGCUGGACCUGAGCUACUCCCACUCGGAGCUGGGCAAGCGGCCUACCAAAGACAGCUACACCCUGACGGAGGAGCUGGCUGAAUACGCCGAGAUCCGCGUCAAGUGAGGGGACUUGGGGACUGCCCGGGCAGCCACACCCCUCCCCUCAGGACCCUCGCUGGCCCCCACUGGCUGCGGGCUCCCUUCCUCCCCAUGGCAGCGGGGAGUGGGGCAGGAAGGAGCUGGGGAUCCAGUGAUGGAGUGGCCUUGGGGCCCAGCCGCCCUUCCCUCCCUGCUGGCCACCCCCACACCACGGCUCCCCUCUAACCUCCUCUAACCCUCUGUGUCCGGAGGGGAGCUCUGUCUGUGCGUGUUAUUUAUUACUGCCCUGCCUGGUCCCCUGCCCCUGCACCUGGCCCCAGGACCUGUACAUAAGGAACAUGAA
This is a messenger RNA of Ochotona princeps (American pika), 2145 nucleotides long. It is a transcript of the gene MAG, whose product is annotated as myelin associated glycoprotein. Bases 22 to 1827 code for a protein of 601 amino acids. The record is from RefSeq and is a predicted model, not a curated record. The transcript is spliced from 8 exons. Lineage: Eukaryota; Metazoa; Chordata; Mammalia; Lagomorpha; Ochotonidae.